Gambusia affinis (western mosquitofish) is the source of this 3422-nucleotide messenger RNA. RefSeq names its product notum, palmitoleoyl-protein carboxylesterase a (gene notum1a). The transcript has 11 exons. Lineage: Eukaryota; Metazoa; Chordata; Actinopteri; Cyprinodontiformes; Poeciliidae. The coding region runs from base 247 to 1749 and encodes 500 amino acids. Gene Ontology annotation, molecular function: hydrolase activity. The record is from RefSeq and is a predicted model, not a curated record.
UCCAAAGGCACUCCAGUCCGUCUUGUAAAACAGACUUUUGACCGCUGUCUCAGAGGGUUUGCAUCAGGUCCAGAAAGUUUAGUGGAUGACUUGUUGGUCUCAGGACUUUUUGCUCUUAGGUUAUUUUAAAUUUGACAUCUUAGGAGCUUGAUAAACUCAGUCGAAUCAGUGCGUGAUAGCCAUUUAUUUACUCAGAAAAGUUGCGCGCGUCGCUCCGUCUGUGUUGUAUCUGUUGAAACAUCUGACAUGAAAGCCGUCAGAAUGGUCCCAUCACUGCUCCUGGUACUGUUUCUGCUGGUGCUGAUGCAGUCCGGUGCUCUGUGCGCACGGAGGUUCCGGGGCGGCCGCAACCCGCAGCCUCGCCGCUCGCCGCCUCCUCCCACGCACCGGGCGGACAGGGGCGAUACCACGGAGAGCUUCCCUCUGGACUUCACCGCAGUGGAGGAGAACAUGGAUAACUUCAUGACGCAGGUGAAGAACCUCGCGCAGUCCUUGUACCCGUGCUCGGCACAGAAGCUUGACCACGACAUGAAGCUGAACUUUCUGGUGAAUACGUCAGUCACCUGCAACGACGGGAGUCCCGCCGGGUACUACCUGAAAGAGUCUCGGGGCAGCAGACGCUGGUUGAUAUUCCUUGAAGGCGGCUGGUACUGCUUUAACAAGGAGAACUGCGACAGCCGAUACGAGACCAUGAGACGGUUUAUGAGCUCUUCCAAGUGGCCCCAAACUAAAAGAGGCACGGGGAUCCUGUCUCCACUGCCUGAGGAAAACCCUCACUGGUGGAACGCAAACAUGGUGUUCAUUCCCUACUGCUCCAGUGACGUGUGGAGCGGUGUUACGGCUAAGACAGAGCAGAAUGGAUAUGCUUUCAUGGGUUCCCUGAUUAUCCAGGAAGUUGUAAAAAAUCUUCUGGGCAAAGGUUUAGACAAUGCCAGGGUACUUCUGUUAGCAGGAAGCAGUGCUGGUGGCACAGGGGUUCUUCUGAAUGUGGAUCGUGUAGCUGAGCUCCUAGAGGGGCUGGGCUACGCUGGGAUACAGGUGCGAGGCCUGUCCGAUUCGGGUUGGUUCCUGGACAACAAGCAGUACCACUGCACGGACUGUGUGGAUACAAUCGGUUGCACGCCCACAGAGACUAUCAAGAGAGGAAUCACGUACUGGGGAAGUGUGGUGCCUGAUAGGUGCAGGCAAAGCCAUGAAGGAGAGGAGUGGAAUUGUUUCUUUGGAUACAGAGUCUUCCCAUCAAUUAAAAGUCCCGUGUUUGUGGUCCAGUGGCUGUUUGAUGAGGCCCAGUUGACAGUGGACAACAUCCAGCUAACAGGUCAACCUGUGCAGGAAGGCCAGUGGCGCUACAUCCAGAAUCUAGGCAUUGAGCUGAGGAACACACUCAAAGAUGUCCCGGCUAUGUUUGCUCCAGCAUGUUUAUCACAUGAAGUUAUCACCAGAAACUACUGGAUCGACGUGCAAGUCAAAGGGACCUCUCUGCCCCGAGCCCUUCACUGCUGGGACCGCAGCCUCCAUGACAGCAGGAACAACAAGCCACCGCCCAAAGCUUGUCCUGUGCAUCUGAUUGACAACUGCCCCUGGCCGCACUGCAACCCCACCUGCCCGACCAUUCGGGACCAAUUCACAGGGCAAGAGAUGAGCGUUGUGCAGUUUCUCAUGCACAUGGGGUUUGACGUGCAGAAGAUGGCCCAACAGCAAGGCAUGGACCCGAGCAAACUACUUGGCAUGCUGAGCAGUGGCAGCUAAAAGGGACACAUUAUCCAGUUUUAAGCUAGAACUAAGCAGGACUGGAUGAUCUUUCUGGCCUGUCUCCCAUAACUGAUACCUCUGCUCAGUGCACAGUGUAAAACGGUAUAAAAAAAGCACAGUCAGUAAAGCUCUUAAAAGUAAGAAGAAAGUAAGUUGCCUUUAUUUUAGUAUUAAAGAUACCCAAAUGAAAAUAAGUUGUCAGAUAGCAUCUGCACUAAAUAUUGCGAUGAUUAUGAAAAUAAGCAGACAAAGUUGGAAUUUCGCAUGAGCUUGAUUGAGACUUUUACGAUAUGAUCACAUUUCAGCAAAAGGGUAUAUCAUGAUCAAAUUCAUCUCAAUUAAAACAGGAAGCAACAUUUAUUUCGAUUGGUGCUAAAAUGAUUUAACAUUAUCAUUAUUACAGUUUUCAUAGCUAUAUCUAUAAAAUUUGUUUGUAGAAGUUAUUUUGACUGAUACAUUGACCCAAGCAAAAUCACACAGUAACUCUAGAGAAAUCUGUUCCAAAGGAUUAAUGUCCUCUCCCAUUUUCCAUUGAAAUAUAUUUUUUAUAAAUAAUAGAACACCACUGACAUGGGUUAAGAGAUUUUUCAGUAUGAUAACCUGAAAAAUAAAUGACUGGUUAAUCAGUUCAGGCAUCUGCUCAGGUGGCUAACUUGUAGUCAGCUGCCUUCAAUCAUGCUGCUUUUGAGUUGCCAACUAUAGUGUUAAAACAAUGUCACCUUUAACAAAAGUGAUGGGUGAUGCUCCUUUUUAUUUACACAGCAUGACUGUCUGUGAUUUUUGCAAGCAAUCGGUUUUCUCCAAUCUCCAUACAGUCAGAGAAAUCUUCAACCACAUGCCACCGACCCCGGCAUGUCAUUUAAAUGACCUUAAACUGCAGGAACCAUAUAAUGAAAACUUUUGAUGAUUUUGAAACAAUAAUUUUAUAAAAUAUUGAUAUACCUUGAUACCUGGAACUGGUCUACACCUAGUUGAAAUUGGACAUGCGAAUUUUUGCAGCUGAAGAUAUAACAAUAUAUUAUAGUGCUAAUCAUACUCUGAAAUGGUGCUAAGGUGGAUCUGGAAACAUGUCAGAAACAGCUACACAUACGUAUUAUAGUGCCAUUACAUCCAUACCUCUUUCGUACGGACUGUGUCAUCAUCACAGGACACACACUUAUGUCAGGUCAACUCCCUACAGCUCAACAGUCAUCAAACUCAAUGCACAAUGAACAUUUAAAGGGAGACAAAUGUUGUGUAUUGUAUAUUUUAUGAGUAUUUGUAUAGAUUAUUUGCAAGUGUUCACCAUUGUAACUCCCUUCUUUUAUUUCAUCAUAGAGAUCACGUUUUAAUAUAAUGACAUUGUUUCUAUGUAAUGAUGACUUUAUAAAAUAUGCUUGUAAAGGACCUCUAUUUUUCAUCACACCGGAAAAAUGGAGAAGUAUUACUAAUUGUAAUUUUAUUCUGUAACAUAUUUUUUAACAAAAAAGUAACUCAAGCUACAUUGGUAUCUUUUACAUAUUUAUUUUGUUAUGUAAAUCAUAUUUAUAAGUGCUAUUUUUUUUUUUUUUUACAGAGAAGUGAUUCUUUGUGAAUUGUAAAUACAUUGCUGUUCUUUGCUUUGUGCUGAUUGCAUGUCUUUGUAUCACACCCAAAAAGGAAGACAUUACAUAUACUAUACGGUGAACAUU